This is a messenger RNA of Pyrenophora tritici-repentis Pt-1C-BFP, 975 nucleotides long. RefSeq lists its product as uncharacterized. Lineage: Eukaryota; Fungi; Ascomycota; Dothideomycetes; Pleosporales; Pleosporaceae. The record is from RefSeq and is a predicted model, not a curated record.
AUGUCUAGCCAGACAUCAGCCCCAGGGAACGCAGCCAACGCCUUUGAGGAUCUUACCGGUAUCUCCACCUCGUCCUUCAGCAACCCCUACGAUGCAUUGAUUGCAGCAUGUGAGGAUGAUCCGGCACGAAUCCAGGAAAAGUACCAUUUGCACCGGACCACGAGGAAUGCCCAGCAAAAAGCCAAGAUGCUUGACCCAGGCUUCUCAGGUGUAAACAUAGAUCCUAUACUGUUGAGACUGUGUGAUCCUGCUGUCGAGCCUGGGUUCAAGGAUCCUCGCCAUUGCUUUGUCUUCUGGGGACGACCAACCCAGAAGGUCAAGGAGAUGAUACAUCGAGUGCAGCAGGAGUUGCUGACCGUUGCGCCUAACCUUUGGCUUAUGCCUCAGGACAGGCUCCACAUCACCGCAUUGGAGGUGACGCACUCGAAAACUGCACCAGAGAUUCAAGAACUGGUCGACGCGGUCAAAGACAAAAUCCCAGCCAUCACCGACUACACUUACGGCCACCGCACACGUCUCAUAAAACCACUCAUUGGCUACGAUGCCUCUGCACUAGCUUUGAGCUUCGUCCCUGCGGCCGGCGAAGGUCUGCAUCCUGGCCGCACGUCGGAAGACGAUAAGUUCACUUACCACCACCUCCGCCGGGAUCUCUUCUCCCUAUGUCGCGAUGCAGGUCUCAAGGUGGAGUCUCGCUAUGUAGUGCCCUCUAGUCACCUCACUAUCGGCCGUUUUAUUUAUUCCAAGGACCUAGCGGAUAAGGAUGGCACGCCUGAUGCUCAAAAGAUGGCGGCUCUGAUUGGAAAGAUUGAAGAAAUCAACGGUUGGCUCCAGAAGGAGUUUUGGCCAGAACACAACGACGGCAAAAUACCAGAAGGUGGAGAGUUCAACGUGGGGCAAGAGAAGGGCCUGCAUUGCGGCACAGGUGCCCUCUGGUAUGGCGGUGGAGACGCGGUGCAUCUUGGAAAGGGCUACUGA